UAUCAAUCGAUCUCUGAUCCUGAAUAGCGUCUGGUGUUGUGCAUAUCGGAGUAUCCAGUGAGGACUAUCAAGCAGUAAAUUUGGAAAACGAAAACAGUGAGAUCAUGGGACUGUUCGGGAGUAACGUGGUGGCCUUCAAGGGUCAGAAUUACGACCAGUUACGAAAGAGUGCCCAGAGCAGUGGGUCACUCUUCGAGGACCCGGAAUUCCCCGCCUCAGACGCGUCCCUCUUUCACAAGAGAACAUCGCCAGGGAGGAUUGAAUGGAAGCGACCUGGAGAAUUAACAGAAAAUCCCCAUCUUGUGGUUGAUGGUACCAAGAGCGGGGAUGUGUCUCAAGGUCAGCUUGGAAACUGCUGGUUUGUUGCUGCUACGGCCAACCUAGCACAGGAGAAGGAACUCUGGGAAAAGGUUGUUCCCAAUGCUAAAGAUCAAGACUGGGACGAAGAUAACAAGGAAAAGUAUGCUGGCAUCUUCCACUUCAGGUUCUGGCGUUUUGGCAAGUGGAACGAUGUGGUGAUCGACGACAGACUCCCCACACAUGGCAACAAACUCAUCUACACACAUUCCGAAGAGGGCAACGAGUUCUGGAGCGCUCUCCUUGAGAAGGCCUAUGCCAAGAUCUCUGGUUGCUAUGAGAACCUGGAUGGUGGUAACACGGCCGACGCCCUGGUGGACUUCACCGGGGGCGUGGCCGAGCAGAUCAACCUUGCCGACGCCGAUUUCCAAGCAGACGCGGAGAAGAAGAAGGAACUCCAUUCCCAGAUGAAGAAAUACAGCGAGAGAAGGUUCCUUAUGAGUGCAUCUAUCAAGGUUACCAAUGCUGAAGAAAUGGAAGCCAGGACUGACGUAGGACUGGUCAAAGGCCACGCCUAUGGUGUGACUGCAGUCAAGACGGUCAAGCUUGGAAGCUCUUCUUUCUUCAAGAAAGAGAAGGAGUACCUGGUGAGGCUAAGGAACCCAUGGGGAGAGAAAGAAUGGAAUGGUCCCUGGAGUGAUGGAUCUGCAGAAUGGCAAAAUGUUAGUGAAAGCCAGCGAAAGAGCUUAGGAAUCGUGAAUGACGAUGACGGAGAGUUCUGGAUGCCAUUUGAAAAGUUCAUCCAACACUUCACAACCCUGGUCAUCUGUAGGAUGCCCAACAAGGCAUACCUUAGCCUUCACCGCACCUGGCACGAGAGCAUGUACAUUAGCGAAUGGAAGUACAACUCUAAUGCGGUUCUGAACCGGGCAGGCGGGUGCAUCAACAACAAAGAAACAUUCCUCCAGAACCCACAGUUCUUAGUGUGUGUAGAUGAUGACAAGGAUGACAUCAUCAUUUCCCUCAGCCAACCAGACACCAGGGCGGAUCAGAGCGAGGAAGCAAAGACUAUCGGAUUCUUUGUUAUGGAGGUUGAAAGCAACAGGAAAUACCGUGCUCACCUUAUCAGGCCCAAAGCCUUCAUGUCAGCAUUCAUCAACUCAAGGAGUGUCUUCGCCAAGUCAACUCUUCUCAGAGGGCGCUAUAUCGUUGUGCCGACGACCUUUGAACCCAAGAUCGAGUCUCCCCUAAUGAUCAGGGUGUUCUCUGACAGUGGCGCUGAUGUCAAGGAGCUGAGGAAAGAUUACCCCGAACCUGGGACUUUUGACUGCUUCCAAGGGGGUAACAUCAGGGUCGUGUCACAGAUCAAUGUUCUAUCAGCAAGCAACCUUCCCAAGCAAGAUCACUUUGGUGGAGGAGCCGACCCCUACGUGUAUAUCAAGUGCGAAGGGAAGACGGCCAAGUCGAGAGUACAGAAGGAUACGCUGAACCCAGAAUGGAACUACAGUGCUAUCUUCUACAGGAGAAAACCAGCGCAGCCUAUUGUUGUAGAGAUUUGGAACCACAAUGUCGUGAAAGACCAGUUCAUGGGGCAAGCCAUCUUCAUGGCCCAGGCCAAGGGCCAAGCCGAGUCUAACGUCGCCGUCCUCAAGAAAAGGGGAAGAGACUCUGAGGAUGCCGCCGGAGGCCAGCUUAGUGUCGUCAUCACCACCACCGAAGACUUGAGGGCAUUGUAAGAGGACAGAGAAGAUCAGAUCCGUUUGACUGAAAUGGGGAUGAGGUUCUAGUGCUGCUGGUUGUGGUGCAGAAGACAUUUUGACAUGUUUACAUUUCACAUUACUUUGAAGAAGUGUGUCUUCUAUCCCCCUCUCUCUGUCUAGCUCUUUCUCAUUCUCUUUCUCUUUCUUUCUGUCUUUGAUCUGUUCCCCUUUUCUGCGUCAGUCUUCUUUUCCCUCUUUCUUUCAAUCUAUCUCUUGGAGUCAACUCUGUCUUUGUUAUACUCUUGUCAUUUCUCUCAUUCUUUUUAUGACCUAUCUAAUUUUUUUUUUUCUCUUACUCGUUCUUUCUCCUCUUUUUCUUGUAUUCUUCAGUUUGUAGGUGACAGUGUUUCUCUAUACCUUAUUGGCCCUCCAUCUUAACAUUAUUAGUGUCAAAUGGCCCUUGAUUAGCUCAUAUCAAUAGGGCGAUGGGAGUUGGCCAUCCAUCUUUUUUUGUUGAUAAAGGUAUCACAUGUCCUCAUUGCAAUACUUGCUCAUUGGCAUUGUCCUAGUUUCUCUCAUUUUCCACAAUUCUUUAUAUAAUUCCUUCUCUUAUCCUCUUUUCUCAGUUCCAAAAUAAGGGAGUUUAAAAAAAAAUUCUUGAUGGGGCCAAUUUUUCUUGAAUAUAGAUUGUGCUUGACGAUUCCUAUAUGUUAUGAAGAAUGGUUAAGAUGUUUUUUUAAUUAUUACUUUGAAGUCUGGAUAUGCAGAUCAUGAAAGCUGGUUUUGUUUUCUUCCAUAUGCGUUUCCAUUCAUUUACAUGGAGUGUAGUGAUAUAUUUUUAGUAUGUAAAUAGUAUCCAUGCCACAUCUUGAACUAUUUUUGAAUAUGUAGAUAUAUGCAAUGGCAAAAAGAAAAAAAGCAAGGUUUUAUAGUGGAAUCAUGAUUGCAAUUGAUAUCCAUGUAAAGAUGGUACAAGUUUGCCCACAGGUUUUUGUCCUUAUCUUAAAAGAUAUACGUGACCAACAAGAUUUCUUUAAAAUUCCAUUUUUCCAAAUAUUGAUUCUCUGUCUCUUUGGCAUUUUCUCUGUGGUAUUUGUCUGUGGCAUUCACCAUUAAUGUUGGGAAAACGUACAGAAUUCACUUGCUCUUUAGGGAUGAAAAUGCCUUGGUAGGUUAUUACUUAUGCCUCAGUCACAUCGGCUGAACUAUAUCCAAGCUAUUAAAGUUUUUGUGUUAUUUCAAAUAGCAUAUCAUUGAUUGGUUUGGAGUAAGUUUUUGCAAGUGUGGCUGCAGCAUUGACAGUUUCUGUCACAACUGUUCACACUUCUAAAUAGGACCAUGUUUGUUGUGACGUGAUCCAUGAAAGUGAUCUCUUGCCUAUAAGUGACUGGAUGGAAUUUAAAAGCUGUCAUAUUUUGACCAGCGAUAAAAAAACGUGAAACAAUUUAGAGCAUCAUUCAUGUGCAUUUACUUCCAUUUCUAUAUCUUCAGGGAUUUGUUACAGUGUAAAUGCAAUCGAUAAAUGUCUUUUUUGCUGGAAAUUAUCUUUUUUUUUAAUCUGAGAAAAUACAUUCAUCUCUUGACCAUAUAUACAGCAUUCCAUGUUUGCAGUGUACUUUAAUCAUGCCAAGAAUACUGAUUGAAAUCGAAAGUCACAGAUUUGUGGGUUUCUGGCGGGGGGGGGGGGGGGGGGGUGUAAUAUAAAUUGUUCAACAAAUUGGAAUGAAUAGAAAGCUAAUUGCGAAGGGUCUUAUGAUAAUAAAAUUGAGUAUUAAUGAUGAUAGUAAUGAUAAAAAUAAUGAAAUAAUGACAAUUUUUUUUAUUUCAAAUCAUGAAAAAAAUGGGAAGAAGGAUAUUAGUGUGCUUUAUACUUAAUAAGAACAUUAAAAAAUCAACUAAAUUGAUAAUAAAUCAGAGAGCAAGAGAAAAGGGCUUUUAAACUCGACCACACAUUUAAUGCAAUAGUUUGCUUCACUUGAAUAUAUAGAAUAUUCACUUUGCUAUAAGAUUAUAGUAUUUCUUAAAGGAUUUUUCUUUUGGGAGAUGCUUUGGAGAAUAAUUUUUAUUAGAUAUUGUAUAAAAUUUCAAUUUCUUUUUGACAUGGCAGUAGGUUUAGCAACUGCACAUUUUAUUGUAUUUGUACAUCUCUAUACUUUUACUUACUUGAUUCAUAUCUAUAUAUAUUUAGCAUUAUAUGCAUGUAGAAUAUUUGUAUCACUAGAUCCAUAUAUCUUUGUAUAUUUUAUAUGUAUUUUUGGUGAAGUUGAAAGGAGGGGAGGAAGAAUUAAAUAGAUAUUUUAUAGUUACAUGUAGGGUAAUGUUGUUGGAAUGUGAUAGAGUUUAUGUAUGCAAUUUUAAAGAUUUGACAAGCAACUACACAAGCUACAAGAUCGCUGAAUACUGACACAGAUCCUACAUAAUAGCAAAAAAGGAACAAAGGACAGUAUAAGAAGCAAUACUAUCAAAUUUAUCAACAUUUCAACAGAAGAUUGUCAGUUUGCAGGAAAAUCAAUACUUAUUUUCUUGUAAGUGCCUCUCAUUGACACAUAUUCUAUUUCUGGUAUUUAUGUUACAAAACCUGUGCUUUUGUGAAAAAAAGGCUUAAAUGAAGAUUAUAUUCAAUAGUUGUAUUAUUUGUUUUAACCAUAUGCAUUUGCACAUGUAUGCAUGUUAAAGGAGCCAUGUAUUUCCAAACAACGAAUUGGUGAGUCUAGGAUGUAAUUGAUAGCUAGAGGAAUGAAAUGUUAAU
This is a messenger RNA of Lytechinus variegatus (green sea urchin), 4746 nucleotides long. RefSeq names its product calpain-5-like. NCBI's taxonomy places the organism in Eukaryota, Metazoa, Echinodermata, Echinoidea, Temnopleuroida, Toxopneustidae. The record is from RefSeq and is a predicted model, not a curated record. Gene Ontology annotation, biological process: proteolysis. Gene Ontology annotation, cellular component: cytoplasm. The transcript has 13 exons. Gene Ontology annotation, molecular function: calcium-dependent cysteine-type endopeptidase activity. Bases 105 to 2033 code for a protein of 642 amino acids.